GUGAAUGUUUGCGCAGAGAUAAGCAUCGAGUCCUGACUGCGUGACUAAUGUCAUUGCUAUUUAUAUUUGUAUUGAGUGUAACGAGUGGGAUAAUGAACGAUAAAGGCGACGAUGCGCUAGGAAGGAAUUCGGUCCACUACUAAUGAUCCGUGUGAACAAUAUCCAUACGCGGGUUGUUUUACUCUCAGUUUCAUUUUAAACGCCGUGACUGUUGUGUGCUGCCGGUCUUGUUGUAAAUACCUAACUCACUAGUGCUUCUGAACUAAGUCAGCAAUAAUUAUGGGUGCUAAGCAGAGCAAGCGCUCGGUGGAUAUAAGCGGCAAAGAAGCGGAGGGUGCAGGCGAAGUAGCCGCAGCAGGCGCAGGCGGUGAAGGCCGAGUAGAGCAGCUCGCCGACGCUGACGCACUAAAACCACAACUCAAUGGCGAUGCGCACAUACACGAACAAACGGAGAACCAAAAGGAUGUUGACAGUGGCACUCCAGAAAAUGAAAAAGACGCUACCACAGAGAAGGAAGCUAAAGUAAAUGAAGAGGAAAAAGAAGCAGCUCCUCUAACAAAUGGUGAGAGUGAGCCAAAAGUAGAGAACGGAGAUUCUACGCCAACUCCCGAAGACGGAAAGAAACCUAAGAAGGAGAAGGUCAAGAAGAAAUGGUCGCUCAGAUCGAUCAGUUUCAGCAGAAAAGACAAACCCAAACAAGAAAAGAAGCAAAAAGAAGAGGAACCCAAAACUAAUGGCGAAACAGAGAAAGUACCAGAAGAGGCGGCCGAAGCUGUUUCUGAGCCUACUGUUACCGAGACUGCAGAAGAAGCAAAGAGUGAAAGCGAAACUAAAGAAGAGAAGACACCCGAAACUCCUGUGACGGAACCGAUCACUAAUGGGAGCUCUACACCUGAAACUCCAAAGGUCGAAAGCCCCGUAGUCGAAGAGCCGGCCGCGGCUAGCCCUGCUGUUGACAGUCCAGAACCCCAACCUGAAACUCAACCUGAACAGUUACCCGUCAAUGGGCUUUCCUUAGAAGAACCUGUCAAGGAAAUCGAGAAGGUUGAACAAAACGAAGAGAGCAAAGAAGCACCUGUGGCUGAUACGACAGAGAUUGUACCUGAAAUUCCCGUCAAAAAAGAGGUUUGUGUUGAACAAAUGCCUUUGAUAGAUUCCACGCCUCCACCCCUCCCUGCAAAUCCUCCUCCUUCUUCUGUGGCAUCCUUUGCUGCCACCACAAUGGCACCAGAAUCGUCAGAUGCUUCGCUAGCUAACACCGCUGAUAACGCAAUUCCACCACCAAUUUCUGAUCCGAUAGCAAUUGAUAAAAUAAAUGAACUUUCCCCUAUGUCCGAUAAUGAAUUAACCGUCACCCAAACUGUUAGCAAUGAACUCUCCUCUCCCGUUAAACAAGAUAGCGAAGAAGUUUCGGUUUCUAAAACGCCGAUUGAACCUGAAACUCCUGUUCCCGAAGAAGAUACUUCUAAAGUAGAAACUGUGAAAGUUGAAAGCGCAGUCGUCGAAGAGUCUGCGAUCAAUGUAGAAAAGGAAAUUGAAAGCAAAGAAAUGUCCGGGAAUGAUAUGGAUAUACCAGCGCCUUCAUCCGAGGACUUAGAAUUACCCGAGGAAAAGAAUGACAUAUCGAAUGGGACUGAAGAUUUACCUUCACCUCCAUCUCCGAUAUGUGAUGACAUUGACGUUAUAAGUGAGAAAAUUGACGUCAACUUGGAUAAUACUCAAGUAACAAUUGCAGAAACAAGUGACAUCGUAAUCAAUUCGAAUCACAUAUCUGAUACUGAGAAAUCGACUCCUUCUGAUAAUGAGAUCGGUAGUAAAUAUUCUGAACAGAAUGUUAAGGCCAAAGACUCGUUGGGUAAUUUAAUCGAAACUAUAGAGUGUAAUGGAAAUAUCGAGGACGAAAAGCUUACCUUACAGAAGGAAUCUUCUGAAAUAAUACCGCCGAUAGAUCCUAAAGAAAUUAAGAACGUUGAAUGCGUGAGGACGGCGACUACACCUGAUGACUCGAUGCCUCCGUCUCUGUCAGAGGCGAACGAGUCGGCUCCGGCGGCGGGCGUGACUAGUAAUGACGAGUCGGAGUCGUUCCCGCUGCCGCCCAGCGAGCUGUGCCGCUCUGAGUCCGAGCAGUCCCCGGCCGCGUCGCCCGAGUCGCCCGCCUCGCCUGCCUCGCCCGCACCGGAGCCGGCCGCCGACACGCCCGCUCACACGCCACAGGACCCUCUCCCAGUGAGCGACAAGUUGGCAGAAUUGAUCCCGGAGGUCCCAGAUGUGCCAGAACUCAAAACAGAAAUGUUGCAGGAGACGACGAGCGAUGUAGCGGUGACCAACUAAAAGCCACAGAUGAAACAAGCCAUCGUCCACGACACGGUAACUGUGUCAAAAAUGAGCCUUUUAUUUAUUUCGAUUUAGCACCGUGCUGUAUUGUCGAACUAAGUUCGAUCAAUAAUUUUUAUUUACAUCGUAUGGUGGUUUUCAGUUCAGAUGUGACGUUUCGUAUUAGAAUGAUUAUACUAUAAGUUUAGCGUGCUUUGCUUUUAUAAAAAUAAGAUUUUAUACAUUUUAUUCGCUAGAAUCGAGUUUUUAUAAUUAUAUUACAUUAACAAAGUUAUAUCUAGACAGUAUACGGUGCGAUAAGUUGGUGCCAUUAUUACAGGGGUAUAAGUUUGACGUUGUCGCGUGUCGCUUGAUUUUUAAUUAGCAAUCGUAUGUCGCUAGGUAUUAAUUCUCCGUACGUAAGCACUUUAAAAUUUAUAAUUUGUAGUGCCUAUUAUUUUGAAAAUCAUUCAAAAUAUUGUUUUGCCUACAAUACGAACAAAAACUCGUCGUGGUGAUGUUCAAAUUCACCUCUUAUGUUAAACACAUGUUUAAAAAAUUGUAAACACAUGUUUAUAGUCGUGGGCCUAGCAAAUUCUCGAAUUACUCCGGCUCUAGAGCCAAAGCCGAAUGGAAUCGAAACAAAGUAAAAUCUGAAAUUGUACAUUUUGAGCGACGCAAACACACAUCAUUAAGUCGAAAAAUAUUAUUAGGCCAGAUACAUUGUGUGCAACAAUGUACUGUAUCAGAAACAUUGUUGGAGUACACGGAAAGUUACAUUUCUUAUUGAAUACGAUACGUAGACCCCGUCGAUGAUGAUCAGUGUCAUCAGUUUUAGUAAAUACAAUUGAAAUAUUAUUUUAUUAUGUAUAUAUGAACACCAUUUCAUUUACUCGUAAAACAUACUUAUGUUAAUUAUCAAAUUGAAGUUUAAACUAACUUGUAAAUUGUUAAGUAUGAGGGAAUAUGAAAUCUCAUUAGUUUAUGCUAUAUCCACUGUGUUUUAUUUUGUAGUUUUACAUUAAGUUGUAUAAAAUUAGUCUGUCAGCAGCUCUCUGUAAUGCAAAGUCAUACUACGAUUUUAUUUCAUUCAUUCAAUGACGGAAAGUUGCUCCUUUGUAUUGUGAGUAAGAUUAUGAACAUAUUUAGGCAUUUUCUUACAGUAGCGUGUGGUUGUUGAAUCUAAAUUUAAUGGACAAGGAUGGAUUUAUUGUUUAAAAUUGAUAUUCAGUGGCCAAGUUUGUGAUUACUAUACAAUUUAUAAACUUAUACAGACAUGAUAUUAUUGUACUAAUUAGAGUUGUAGUAUGUGUAACGAUUUAGUAAAAGCAGUUUGGUUAUUAUCAACUGCUAUUAGUGUAUUGGUUUCAACCUCAUUCGUAAAAUACAAUUAGAUGACUUAUAAGGUUUGAUAUUACUAUACAAUAUUAAGGUCAUUUUCUAUAACUGUGUGUCCAAUAAUCAUAUGAUUUCAAGAUCAUUUUUGUAAUUUUAUACAUUUUUUAUGAAAUUUAAUGUGACAUACACUGCACGAUUGGGAGAAGUACUCCAGGUAUAUAUUACGGAAAAUGUGAGUGAGACAUUCCAUAUCAAGUGCAAACUAGAUUGCCUAAAAUUCUGUAGUACUGCAUGCAUGCACUCUAAUUACUUCGUGAAGUAUUCAAACGAUCUCAUUAUUGCAAUCGAUCGUUUACUAACACCAGAAUUAAGACUCAACAGCAAACAAUGUCUUAAAUAUAUUUGUAUCUAGAAUUGUGUAAGUACCUUAAGGAAAAUAUACUAAAAUUCCACCUGGAACUAAUAUUUUAGUUCCAAUAUUAUGCCCCCUAACUAAUAUUAAAUUCAGGUCUCUUAGAACUUUAGAUUCCUGAUAGACUUACCACUUCCGCCGAAUGUAUUCCAGUAGUCAUAUAUUUUGUUUUAAGGAUUUCUUACUAUUUUAGUAACCCAAAAUUGACUGAGUUUAUACACCUAAUUCAAGGAAAUUAACUUAUUUGCUCAUUAUGCAUUGUGGAAUUUGUAUGAUAAUUAUAAUAGGAAAUUAUGUUAAUCCAAUUAUUGAAACUUAAUGUUGAUGUGUGAAUGUCUCUAAUCAAUAAAUAUUUAAAAAAAAGAA
Messenger RNA from Spodoptera frugiperda (fall armyworm), 4429 nucleotides. RefSeq names its product A-kinase anchor protein 200 (gene Akap200). NCBI's taxonomy places the organism in Eukaryota, Metazoa, Arthropoda, Insecta, Lepidoptera, Noctuidae. The transcript is spliced from 7 exons. The record is from RefSeq and is a predicted model, not a curated record. Bases 280 to 2331 code for a protein of 683 amino acids.